AUGGAGAACUUGACCAUGGAUGCGACCGACAUGUCACGGUUCAACGCAUUUUCCAUCAUCUCCGUCGGCUAUAAAACAGUUGGCGACCAUACAAUCACUGCGGAUGUGCUCUAUCCCAAGACCUUGAACGACUCAACGCAGCAACACAAGUCACCCUCCGGCCCCCGACCAGUCCUACUUCGCUACCACGGUGGCGGCCUUAUUGCGGGCUACAGUCUCUUUCCUCCGUUCUUCAGCCCGUGGUAUCUCGAAUUAGCGCAGGAGUAUUCAGCCGUCAUCGUUUCCCCAAAUUAUCGACUGUUGCCAGAAUCUUCUGUACUGGAUGUGCUUGAGGACGUGGAAGACCACUGGCAUCGGAUGCAUCAAUCGCUCCCCGCACUACUGCAGCGGGAAACAAAAGGUACCGUGGAGGCAGACUUGAGGCGUAUUAUGACCGUAGGCGACAGUGCCGGCGGAUACCUCAGUUUACAAAUGGCUUUAAAUCACCCAGACGAGAUUCGGUCGGUCAAUGCCGUUUAUCCUAUGGUUAACCCGAAAGCAUCCUACUUCAGCAGUGGCGAGGAGCGACCUGUGUUCAACCUCCCGACUUAUCCACUGGAUACGUUGAGAUUACACCUAGACUAUGUUAGGAGGCAGGAGGCAGUCAUGCAGAAGCCUGUGAUUGUAUCCGCCGCUGCUGAUGCUGAACGAUUCCGCUUAAUGUUCGCGGCAUGCCAGCACAGCCAGCUAGGUCAAAAUUUCCCAGAAGCCCCCAUUACCCCCUAUUUGCUUGAAAGGCUCGAUGCCGGAGCACGCUUUCCACGUGGUGGAGUGUUGAUACUUCAUGGACGAGAUGACAGCGUGGCCCCUGUCACAGAGAGCUACGCAUUGCAGGGAAAACUUGCCCAGGUUGACCCCAACCUCAACUUUCGACUUGUCGUGCGGGAUGGCGAGCAUGGAUUUGAUCAUUUGGCUAAAUUACAUGAUAAUUGGUUAUGCGAUGCGAUUCAGGACAUUGUUAGAUCCUGGUUAGUCUGA
Molecule: messenger RNA, 1017 nt
Organism: Aspergillus luchuensis
Lineage: Eukaryota; Fungi; Ascomycota; Eurotiomycetes; Eurotiales; Aspergillaceae
Product: alpha/beta hydrolase
Exons: 1
Coding region: 1-1017 (338 amino acids)
Molecular function (GO): hydrolase activity
Source: RefSeq, a predicted model, not a curated record